AUGAAACAGAAUAUCAGCAAUGCCUGUGGCACUGUCGCUCUAGUGCACAGUAUUGCAAACAAUACUGACAAAAUUCAACUGACUGAAGGUCAUUUAAAGAAGUUCUUAGAUGAAGCUAAAGAGUUAGAUGCUGCUGCUCGUGGCACUUUGCUUGAAAAGUCAGAGGGUAUUAUUAAUGCUCAUAAAGAAUUGGCCCAAGAAGGUCAAACCAAUACUCCCAGUGCUGAUGAUCCUGUUAAUCAUCAUUUUAUUACUUUUGUCCACAAAGAUGGAGCUUUAUAUGAGUUAGAUGGUCGUAAAGCAUUUCCUAUAAAUCACGGGCCAACUACACCUGAUAAUUUAUUGGAAGAUGCAGCAGCUGUUUGCAAGAAGUUUAUUGCCCGUGAUCCAAAUGAAGUUCGCUUCACUGUAGUUGCCUUAACCGAAUCCAAUUAA
Molecule: messenger RNA, 435 nt
Organism: Parnassius apollo (apollo)
Lineage: Eukaryota; Metazoa; Arthropoda; Insecta; Lepidoptera; Papilionidae
Source: the annotation of a GenBank genome assembly